AUGAAUGAACGAACGAAGGGUUAAGAGAUUAUUAAUCUAUAAUUUUAAAAGAAAGGAACUUGGUUGUAUUUUUUUAUUAGUUUUUUUAAUCAAUUAAAUAUCUUUACUUACCCUUAAUAUUAGUUAGUCAAUUUAAUUAGCAAUAUACUGAAUAAAUAAAUAAACAAUCUAGCAAGCAAGCAUAGAAGCUAAUUUAUAGAGAGGUGUUUGUAAAUUGAUUAACUCUUAUAUAGGUGCAAGAGCAAGAACAUUCAUCAGUAAUUAAGGAUGAAGAGUAGCAAAAUUAACAGCCAAAAGAGUUAAGAAUAUAAGGAUGAAAAUUUGACUACAUUAAAUACUGAGUAAAGUGCUCAUAAUCACACUCAAAAGAGAUAGUCAGUCAAAAAUUCUACAUUAAAGAGCUAGCAAAAAAUUGGAGAUAGCAGCAAACCAAUAAUUUCUACUAAGACAAAUAUUGAAAAUUUUAGUGGAAAUUCAGCAACUAUUGGGCAAAAUCAUAGUGGUUCAUAAAAUGCUGCUAGUUUUUAGCCAUCUAAAACAUUUUCUAUUAUGAGCAGGAUCUUUUAGAAAUAAGGGAAUAAUGCAAGUUCUAAUGUCAAAAGCAGAGUUAAUUUUGAUAGCAAGACACAAGUUAACUUCAUUUAGAAAUAACAUUCUCUUAAGAAAAUAGACCUUCAUACAGACUCAAUCAUGCGAGAUCCACUUGUAAAUGUAUUCCCUGAAGGAAUGCCCAGAAAACAUAUUCUAUAUAAAGAAUUACUAUAAGCCUAUUUUAACGGUGAUAUUACUAUGAAUGAGCUGAUUGAUUUGCGCAAUAAGUAUACUAUGAAAAGAGAGAGAGUUGUUUCCUUGCCUUUGAAGGACGAUGAAUAGCAGCUUCAGCAAUUGAAUGAAAAACAAGAUUAAAAAGCAAAUAAAAAGUUAUGGGAGCAAAUCCGUCAACUUAGAUAAAAGUAAUUAAACAAAUUCAAGAAUAAUGAAAAAAGAGCUUAAAGGUCAAGCAUAGUUAUCAAUUCUCCUGGAGGAAUGAUCUUAAUGAGAGCAGACUCAAUUCAGUCUGGAGGACUUUAAUCAUAAAAUUCUUUUUCUUAAGCGACUUUGUCAAGAUAAGAUACAAAAUAAGAUAUAGGAAUGGAGUAAAUAGAUGAAAAGGAAGAGAAUUAAAAAUUCUAUGAAGAUGAGAUUACUCAAAAAAAUAGUAACAGCUAGUCUGAUCAGCAGGGAGUUAAAAAGAUUACAAAAUUUGGUUCUAUAAUAUUUGAUAAAUUGCUUAAUAUUAAAGAUAAAGUAGAGCACAAAAAAGUAAUAUAAAUGAAACAAAACAAGCAAAACUAGAAUUAGUUUUUAACUCAAUUUGAAGAAGCUUAGUAGGAAGUUAUAGAAAAAAUUAAAAGAGGAGACCUUUUGCAAAAUGAUCUCUCUCACAAGUAUUAUGUAAAACAGUUCAUAGAAAGAAAAAAUUUAAAUCAUCUCAAGAUUCUUGCAGAUAAAACUGCCUAAAUUGAAAGCUUAGUAACAGCCAAGACUGUUAAAAAAAUGAAUGAAGAUUUCAAAGCUAACAAACAUAAGAUUUUUAAAGAAAUAGAAAAUGCUGCUGAUGAAUAUUUAAAUAAAUUACAACUAAAAAGAAAUUUACUAGAACUCUUUUCUCAAAGUAAUACAAAUAAGUACGAAGAACUUGAACAGCUAAAGAACUGGAGAUAGCAAAAUUCUAAGAAAAUACUGAAGGAAUAGUAAGAAAAACACAUGCAUUAAUAUCAAUUUGAAAAAGAAUAAAAAGAAUUAGAGUAAGAAAUAAAGAAAUAAAGGCUACUUUAAAGUAGACUUAUGAGAAAUAGCAUGGAUAACAUUUCAAAUACCAAUUCAAAAUAGGAAAAUAGUUCAUCUGUUGAAAAUAUUAAAAAUAAUUAUUUCACUUCGGCUUAGAGAUUGCAAUCAAAUUCAUUAAGCUAUAAUAAAAAUUUUAGUUUAUAACAACCUUCUAUUAUCGGACAGUUUCUCAAAAAAGAAAUGAGUUCUCCAUCAAUUUUUACUUAGUAAAGGAAUUUAAAUUCAAUAAACACAUAGAAUGGAUAUGGUAUCAUUAACAAUAUUAACCCAAAAUCAUUAAGUAUCCCUUUCAGUAAUUAAAAUAAUAUAAACUUCAACUAAAAUACUACAAAUUCAACAAUUUUGCAUGUAAGCAGGACUUCAAUGACUGAUUAUAACUCGAUUCUUGGAAAUACAACAAAUAUAGGAAAAUAGGCUUAAAUCACUUAGAGCUAUUAAAAUUAAAAGCCACAUAGAACAAAUAUUUUGUAAAGAAAGCAAACUGAUGGACUAUUAACAGCUAAGGGAGGCUAGAGAUACAUUGAAGAUUACAUGAAUAUAAAUGGAACUGCUUCAUCAACAGCUACUACUUCAAAUUCAAACAAAAUUAAUAAUUUAUUCUCACCGUAAAAGAAUAAGGGCUUCCAUCUUCCUUAGAAUAUUUCGCAAAUUGGACCUUACGGAUAAAAGGUAGUUGAUCUUGAUCAUAAAAAUAAUAAUUAAAAAUAGACAUCAGAGUCUAAAAGGAAGAAUUAUUAAAAAAAUGAAGUAGAUUAAUUAUCAAAAUCUGCUUUAAUUGAACAAAGUAAACAAGAUGAUCAAUAAAACUAGAAGUAAAAGGAAAAUUAAAAAAUAACAAUAAAUUACCUGAACAAAUCUAAAAUUAUUAAUGAGCAUAAUAAGCAAAACAAGUAAACGAUCUUCUUGAAAGAUUUAUAUGAUUUAUAUUCACAAGAAGAGUUAUAUAGAAACACAAACUAGCUUCGUACUAGAAGUAAAAUGCUUGUAUCAGAUAAAGAGAACUUAUAAAACUUUUACAAGAGUGAAUAUGAAUACAAAAUAAUUAAAAGAAAUGCCAAUUCAUAAACAGACAGAUAAAAUUCAUUCUAUAAAACAGAAGGAGAUAAAUCAGUAAGCACUCUGGCUAUUCCAGAAAUAAAGUAAAAUAGAGUGAAAAGUGAGUCUAAUUGUUUAAAUUCUACCAAUAUGAAUAAGCAAAACUACUAUCAAAUAUAAGGUCACAACCAAAAUGAAGAUAGCUUGAUUGAAAAAAGUAACAGUUAAAAUUUCAACAACAUGAAAAAUAAUAACAAUAAUUUGGAUGAUUCUGAAAGUGGAGACUCUUCAUUACCUUCUAUCACUGAAGCUUAGCUGGAUUCAUAUUAUUCUCAAAGUAAACAUAUCUAAAAAAUGAUACUAAAAACAAAAGGAAAUACCUAGCUAUUUGCAAGGAGAAUGAAGAAUGUUAUUAAGCUUAAAGAAAUUAAUGAGGGUAUUAAUAAAUGUACAAAGAUGAAGUUGAAUCACAAAAGCAUUAAAAAUUAUUGA
Tetrahymena thermophila SB210 is the source of this 3357-nucleotide messenger RNA. RefSeq names its product transmembrane protein, putative. NCBI's taxonomy places the organism in Eukaryota, Ciliophora, Oligohymenophorea, Hymenostomatida, Tetrahymenidae. The record is from RefSeq and is a predicted model, not a curated record. The transcript has 3 exons.